Porites lobata is the source of this 975-nucleotide messenger RNA. The record is from the annotation of a GenBank genome assembly. NCBI's taxonomy places the organism in Eukaryota, Metazoa, Cnidaria, Anthozoa, Scleractinia, Poritidae.
AUGACCCUGAGCAUGAAUGGCGUCCUCAUGGCCGAAGAGAGCAACACCUACCAUUACAGAGCCUACCUAGAAACCCUCCUGAAUUACAGCCGAGAAGAAGGAGCGUCCAAGUUAGCCCCGCAAGGUUGGGUCAAUCAACUCAAUGUGAUUGCAGAAAUGGGAGCCACAGGGGCCAAUUCCGAUACCCACACUGCUGCGGACUGGAGUGGCAAUACAGAAUUGCGUGCCUUGACCAGCCGGUUGCUGAGCGAGAAUUGGCCCACCUUCAUCAUCCGCCCCCAUUUGCCACCCCUCAAGACGGGUAAAUGUUUGGUACCUGGUGUCCAGUUGGACUUUGAACUAUUGCUGAACCCCAACAUGGUCUAUUUGAUGGGCACCCCUAACAAAGGGACCUUGAAUGACAAGAAAUUUCCUGCCAUCCACAAUGAAGACAUCAAAGUCACCUUGCUGAUAAGAAAAAUGACCUUGAAUGCCAGUGUUUAUGUCCGACUGCAAAAAGAAAGACAAAUGGGCAAAAAGAUUGUGCGCUACCCUGUGGUUCGAAGUGAAAUCCGCACCUUUUCCCUUGAUGGUCGAACCACCCAGUGGGAACAAGACAAAGUGUUUGUGGGCCGAUUUCCCGAUCGAGCAAUUGUGGGGUUGCUGCAUUCCAAUGCCUUCAAUGGAGACCUAGAAAGAAACCCCUAUGCCUUUCAAAAGUUUCGGGUCACCCAGGUACGACAGAGUUUGAAUGGAGAAGAAUAUCCUUACAGAACCCUACAGCUGACUGGCACGGAAGCCUAUGAAGAUAUGCUGGGCUACGAUCGGCUUGUACAAGUCAUGGGUGCCUACAAUGAAAACAAGAUUCCCAUGCUGCUGCCUAGUGAUUGGGGACAGGGGAAGAACUGCACGUUGUUCCUGUUCAACAAUGUGCCCAGUGGCAAAGCCGAUGACCCUCAGUAUCGCAACCCCCGUCAAUCGGGCAAUGUGCGACUG